Messenger RNA from Carassius gibelio (silver crucian carp), 2123 nucleotides. RefSeq names its product leucine rich repeats and IQ motif containing 3 (gene lrriq3). Gene Ontology annotation, molecular function: protein binding. Lineage: Eukaryota; Metazoa; Chordata; Actinopteri; Cypriniformes; Cyprinidae. The record is from RefSeq and is a predicted model, not a curated record. Bases 371 to 1864 code for a protein of 497 amino acids. The transcript has 4 exons.
CUGACGUCCAUACAUAGUACUCUCCAUCGAAUAAUAUACAUUAAACUGAAUUAAUUAUUCAUAACUUUCAAACUCCCGACACAAAGCUAUUCGUUUUAUUUGUAAAGUGGUGUGAGUGGUUUUCAAAGAAAAUGUUGUUGAGAAGCUCCUUAUAUUUCCAACCAAUGUUGUCAUAGCAACUUUUAUCUUGGAAUCACUCGGCCAACAAAAGAAUACAGUUGAGAGCCAGACACAAAACCAUGGUAAGAACAAACUAAAGAGCAGGUUGAGAAUUUGAACAGUUUAGUUUUUGUGAAAUAUGCAAAUAUUAGGGAUUAAACUAUGAUAAUGAACUGGUGACGGUAGCCCUACCUCAAUAUAUUUUUAUGAUAUGUUAAAAAAAAUGUUUUCUUCAAAAAAUGGAAGAGAUGAAUUUCACAAAGAUGUGAAGAUUGUUUCUCUGGAGGGAUACUGGGCCUAUUUGGUAAACUGCUCUCAGUCUCUCAUACUGGAUCAUGGCUGCUGGACAUCAGAGAGUGGGAAAGACCUGAAGGACAUUAUAAUGGUCAGAUUGAGCAGUUUGCUUUUAAAGAGUCUGGAUCAGAUUGGAUCUUGCAGAGCACUGCGAAUUUGCUUCUUGGCGGACAACUUUCUGACCAGGAUCGAAGCUCUGAUGGAAUGCACUCGCUUGGUGAAGUUGGAUCUGAAAGGAAAUCAGAUUGUUCAGCUCCCCGAUGCUUCAUGUUGGAGUCAUCUGAAAGAAUUGCAGCUUCUAUAUCUACACGACAACAACAUGUCAACUUGGAACAAUAUUAAAGGCCUGUCUGGCUGUUUAAACCUGACUGCUUUAACUCUCUGUGACACCCCGCUCAGUUUAAAGAAGAGUUACAGACACUGUCUGGUCAACAGUAUAUGGUCACUGAAGGCCUUGGACAACUUUGUUAUCUCUGAUGAGGAAAUCAUUCAAAACUGGUCUCUUCCUAUUCGAUUCAAGGCCAUGAAUCAACACUUUUAUGUCAGUUUGUACCAAACUAUAAAGUCGGUUAGUGCUCAUUAUUUAUCCUGGUCUUCGUUUGUUGUGUUUACUGCUAUGUCUAAGUGCAAAAAAAAUAAAAACAACAACAUAGUUAUACAGAAUGCUGCAAGUGUUAAAUCAAAGGACAGUCAACAAGACAUAAAAGCACCAUGCAACACUCCUCAGUGCAGUCAAAGUCUGAAAUCUAAGGCCCAUCUAAACACACUUGACCCAGAUAUCAGUGUGACUGCUGAGGUCUGUAAUGAAGAAACUGAAGAAGGAACCUUUCGUGUUUUGGGACUAAAAGCUUUGGUCCACCAGAGUGAGCCACUGAGUGACAUGUUGUGGUCCCGUAAAGCUGCAGGACAGGACGUACGUGAGGCCAUCAGCCAUUUUCACACUCAGAGACCAGGUCCACAGCCACACUCUUCUGCAACUAUUCCAGGGAAGCGCCUGAUUGGCUGUUGCCAUGACAAAAUCAGCCUCACCCCCUUCGAAGUCAUUGAAAGAGUCCAUCAAGCAUUUGAUAAAGCCAGAAUGCAGAGACACCUUGAAGAGAAGGUAACGGAGCGCCAGAUAGACCGUGAAGUAGCCAAGGGCCGCCGAGACAUCUUUACAGAAGCUCGAAGGACAGAUAUACGUCUGCGGCAGGAGCGGGAACGAGUGGAUAUGGAGAAAACUCUUACUCUACAGAGAGCCAAGCUGGAGCAGGACAUCCAUCAUGCACGUCAGAAACAUGCCCGCUUUUUGGAAGAGAAGAGGAUGAGGAUCCAGGAGCAAGAGAUGGUUUGCAGUUUCAGCCAACAGCACAACUCUCUAGCGAGGGCCAUGCUUAGAUACCACACAUGGAAACGUGGUAACCAGCAAUGAAUGCAUGAAUGUUUUUAACCAAACUCUCAGUUUAACAUGACAUUUACACAUUGGUUAGUUAGAACCCUUUGUGUACACAUUAGCUUCAAAAACAGAAUAUACUGUGCUAUAGUAUAGAAUAGUCUAAUAAUAUAUUACAGUACUCACUAUACUAUUUAUGCAAAGAUUAUAUUAUAGACAUUGAGAUCUGCUCCUCUUUUCAAAAUCAAAAAUAUUGCAUAACAGAAAUACCCCCCCCCCCUCAUAAAAACUCCCCUAA